Molecule: messenger RNA, 16164 nt
Organism: Porites lobata
Lineage: Eukaryota; Metazoa; Cnidaria; Anthozoa; Scleractinia; Poritidae
Source: the annotation of a GenBank genome assembly
AUAAAAGGAUUAAUUGCUGCCCCGCUUGCUCCAUUUGAUGAAAAGGGGUAGGUUGAUACACUACCUCCAAAUGUAUUUUAUUGAGGGGACAAGCUGUUACGUUUAUGUGAGGGGAAAUCUCUAUUCGUCAUAAUCUCAUUGGCUUCUCAGAGAUUUCCCCACCACAGUCACUCCUUCCCAGCUGCAUACUAAUUUUAAUUUAAUGUUACUUACCUAUUUAUUAUAUUUUUUAUUCUACUUACCGGUAUUGUAAUUUAUUCUGUGUGGCAAAAUAAUAAAAUUAAUAAAAUUAAUUAAUUAAUUAAAUCGUUUAUUGACCAGACAGUUUGAUAAUGACUUCUUAUGCAGUAAGUAAUAAGUAAAGAUUACGAAGUGUAUUCAGUUGAUCUUGAUCCAAGGCUCUCUCUCCUUCGGCAAGGUGGUGAUAAUGUCUUUUCUCACCCCUCCAAUAUCCACAGGAAUACUCCAAUUAAUGUCUCAUACAAUCUCUCUCCAAUUACAGUGCAUGCUAUAAUGUCAAAGGCAGUAAGAUAUAACAUUUCUAGCAUCUCAAUAAUUACUAUUUUAGUCAAUAUUUGACUCUAGCAGGUAAUGCAGGAGCAUAUAUUAAACAAGGCAGAAUAUUUUGUGGCAGACUUUUAUUGCUACACUUGGAACUUUUGAUGAGCAGUCCAGUGGACAUUUUCAUUGUUUAUAGCAUUCAUAAGGAGACAUUAGCGUAAAAACCUUCAUUAGCCCAUUUUUUAUGACAAACGUAUGGCAUACAUUUCUCCACAGGGAACUUAAUUUAUCAUUGGUAGAUGAUUAUGUAAGCCACCUUGAAAAUGAGAAUAUCAAAGGAGUAUUUGGUAAGAAUAUUUAAUGAGGUUGACUUUUUUUUGAAUGACAGAAAAUGUUAACAAACAAUAUUCUUAAUACGAUACAGAAUUCAGUUGAGUUAGAGGUCAUAUUCUAGGACAUUUAGCAGUAGUGGCAGAUCCAGGGGGGAAGAGUCCAAGAGGUACCAAUCCAAUACAUCCCCGUUAAUGAUAGCCCACUUUGUUAAUCCUGACAUUGAGCACUUUUUUUGAGUCUCAGAGUAUCACUUUGUAUGCUUGUCAUCCUCUUCGAACCUUGAAUUUUUUACCCGUAGGUCUCAGAUUUUUAGACAAAGGUCUCUAUGUCUCAGGAAGCCAGCGAUUUUACCAAUGGUUAUCAGCCCUGGAUCAAUAAGGAGUGACUGCUGCAAGAAUUCCAGUGGAUGAGCACCCAAGGAAUCCCCUUGGAUCUGUCAGCAGGGAGAUUUAUGGCAACAAUGAUGGCGACGGCAGCGAGAAUGUCAAAAUGCAAUAGGUUUGAUUGGCAAAAGAACAACUUUUUGCAUGUGCAGCACACUUUUUUGUACAUUUCUUUGCUGUCACUGCAUGGCUAUGGCUUGAGAAUCCCCAAUUUCAUGCUUUAUGGAGGACGUAAACAAGCAACAAGGAAUUUUUCUUUUUCUUUCAAAACUUGAGUGUGGUCCCCAAGAAAUCAAAUCCAGGGAGAUUCGUCUACAUUUGACAUUUUCAGCAAAUUGGAAUAAGCGUGACAAAGUUUGCAAAAUCUUAAUUCAUUUAAAAGUGACGUUUUUACUGCUGUUGCCAUCGUCGAUGCUAAAGCCCCCUACUGUGGGAGAGGGGAGGGCGCUAAAUGAAAGUUUGCGAGGGCAGAGAAGCUGGCAUUCAAAGGUGUCUCAUGCACAUCACUGUUAAGAAGACAAUAGGUUGGCUUGUGUACAGAAGACCACGAGAACUCAGCGUUGGGCAUGUAGAUAUAACAAUACUGGAAAAAAUUGCUCACAGGGUCUUGAUAAAAGUGCAAUUUUGGCAGGAUCAAUGGAUACAUGGGUGACUGGGUGGAUGGCACUGGGAGGUGGAAUCUUUCCUUUUCUAACCACCUGUGGAAAAGUAAAAAUGAUUCAAAUUGGAAGAUAUGAAAAAUCAGAAGUAAAGUGACUCAUGAAGGGAAGAUGAUUUUUGUGUUAUGGGUGAUUUUCCAAAAACUGAAGGUUUGAGCAAUGUGGAUUGUACUGUACGUUAUUAAAAGAGAUGACGCCACUCAACAGUGGAAGGCAUCUCGGCCCUUAUUUACAGCAAUUCUAAUUUUAAUUAAUAUUUUUAACAUUUUCCAACUUAUUUAAGUAUAUAGAGUGUAAUUUCUGCUACUGGCUUUUUACAUUGAUAUGACAUUUAAAUACUUCAUGUAUAUUGGAACCUCUCCUUUGGGACACCUCCAUUCAGGGGAUACAAAAUUUGGUCCCCAGAAAAAUAUCCACAUAUAUACCUCUAUUGGAAGGACACCUCUUAUUCAGUGGAAGGGGAAAUGUUUUCAGAGUCCCAAUUGGGUUUGACCUCCAUUCAGGGGACACGUCCUUAGCACUCAAAAUGUGACUGACCACAUUUAAAGAGGGUUGACAUCUUUAAGUGUGCACACCAUGAUGGCAGCUUUCACAACUGAACUAUAUCACUUAAAUUGAUGUACAUCACUUGUGUGAAUUCAGCAGAUAAUGUCAUAGAGAUAAUUAGUUGAUGAUGAUUUUUAUAUAUAUGUAUAUAUUAUUGUCUUUGUUUAGCCUGCGUAGCAGGCGUCGAAAGGGGUAGGGGGUAGGGGAUAGGGAGGAAGGGAAAGAGGGGAGGGGGAUUGGGGAGAGGGGGAGGGGACGCCUGCUCUAAGAACCCCCUUUUGUUCAUAUCUGCAGACGCUGGCGUCCGCAAGUUCCUGAUUGGCUGAGCCGUAAUGAGUAACAUAUUGAAAUGUGCGUUUCACAAAUCAACAAACAAUCGAGAUGGCAGCGGUAGACGUGGAUGUCGUAGAGAGUGCUUUGAGAGAUGUGAAUUUAUCUAGUGGUAGAGAAACUGUUUUAAAACCAGAGCAAGAAUCAGCAGUAAGGGCUCUUUUAGCCAACAGAGAUGUUCUGGCGGUUUUGUGGACCGGAUACGGCAAGAGUUUAAUUUACCAAAUGUUUGCGCGAAGAACUACGAGCUAAAUGGUAAAGCGGCGAUUCUCGUCAUUUCGCCACUGAAAAGUAUUAUCGAAGACCGGUUGCAGGAGAUGGAAUUGUUGGGCUGCCCAGCGAAAGAUUUAGCCAAUUUAUCGAACGUUGACAUUCGCCGAUGUAACUUAGCAAUAAAAGAGGGUGGUUUUACCUCAUGCCAAAAUGCUGCUUAUUCCAAUAGAGUUGUUUUUAUCUGCUGGUAGAUUAUGCUCUGGAAGGUUCUGCAUUUAUACUGAGCAAAUCUUAUUUUAGCCACAUGUUUCACACUGAGAGGUUAUGACAUACAUAUCGAUUGACUGUAGUUAUUGUUUUCUGGUCGGCAGAAUUUGCCCUCUGAUGCAAGCGCAAUUUCUUUGACCUCUUUUGAAGCGUAAAGCUUUUUUUAUUAUGUCUGAAUAAGGGUUCCAAUUUUCUCCAAAGUGCCUUCUGGAUCUGAAUAACUAAGCGAAUUUCUUUAGUCCGUGAGUGUAAUGUUUUUCUGCAAUGGCGAGUGUAGCGACACUUGAUUGACAGUAAGCGUAAUCAGAUUACUAGAACAUUGGUAGUAGGCAUUAUGCAAAAACAUAGGCUCUUAGAGCAGGCGCUCCCUUCCCUUUUCCCUUUCUCCCUCCCCCCUCCCCCUCCCCUUUUUGCGCCUGCCACGCAGGCUAUCUUUGUUGGUUGAUUCUUAACAAACCCCAGCCCAACCUAUAUUCAAUGGUCAAAUGCAAGCUUCUAUUCAAGGGAGACUUGCCUUGGUGCCAACAGUGUCCCUUGAAAUGGAGGUUCCACUGUAUGUAUAGGUAACAUGACCGUCACUGUAAUUUACGCUUUUAGUUAAUGGUACUUUUGGUGAGGGCAUUUUACUGACAACUGAUGAGAGAAAGAAGCUUGCUGAAAAGUGGAUACAAGCAUCAAAAGAAAGGUGAAAAUUAUUGUUGUUCAGAAUAUAAUAAACAUGAAUGUAGGAAUAUACCUAAGCCCCUUUUACAGUCAAACCCUGUUAAUACCGACACCCUAUAUAUACUGCUGUUGAAUUUGUCUGUUAAUUAACAGGGUGUCCAAAUGAACUUGUGGGUUGAAUUAUUUUGGAGAAAAUGUAAGAGCUUUCUUUCACCAGAGACAAAACAAAGUGUCUGUGAGAAUGAGGUGUUUGUAUUAAGUGGGUGUCCGUAAAGCGUGGUUUGACAGUAUCAAUAGGUAAUACAAUAUCAGGAAAGCUUUUGUUUACACCUACUGUAUUUGCACUUUGAUAUUGUUCUUAAUUUUUAACUUGUCAACCCUAGCAUAUAGUUCAGUUAAUCAAAAAGAUCAGCCUGGAUCAAUUUUCAUCUCUCCAUUUAUGUCCAUGGAUUCUGGAUUCUAACAGGGGCUGGAGGGCUAUAUGGAUGGAAUCCUUGAAAUUGAUUCCAGAUUGCAGAUUCCAAUCUUGUACUCUGCAUGCAAAAAUUCAUUGAUAUUAUUGACACCCAUUUUUUUUAAUCAAAACAAAGCAUCCCCAUGCAAAGGAGCCUGCCAGCUAAUAAAGUCAGUGAGUUGACAUUGCGCCGAUCGUCAUCAUUGUCUCCUAUACCAAUAGGGUAUUUAACAGUUAUUCCACGAGUGCACAUUGGAUUUGAGAUGGUAGAUAGCCAGCGAGGCACUUAGUGCUGAGUUAGCUAUUAUCAUCUCAUAUCCAACAAGUGCGAAAGGGACGACUGAUAGUGGUUACCAUAUUUGGAGAGCCUGGUAUAAUGGUACAUGUACCAUGAUGGCUAAGCCAAUCAGAGCUCUAGAAUUGCAUUAUCCAGUGAUUCAGUUUUUAAUGCUAAUUAUUAUUUCUCACCACAGGUAACCCAGGAUCUGUGAUAGUGCCACAGUAAGAUUCCUGUAAAACUACAGUGUCGGUUAUCGGGUAAAGUUGCAAUCCUAAAAUUGGUAGGAAAUACCAAAUUCAAAUUCUCCCUCCAUACAAUAAAAUGGACAAAGUAGGUGGCAAGAGAUGAAAUCUCAGCUGCCAUCGCUCCCUUUCCAACACCACUUUUUUCAUGAAAUUCGAAAUCCAACGGUUCAUAAACGCGCUAGGCCCGUAGAAAUAGGACUGCCCCAGAUGUGUAAACCAAUGAAACUUCCCCAGCAAGCAAACUGGAAGAAGAGAAUCCAAAAAUGACCGAUUCGACUUGCUCCAAAGAAGACCAGUGUAAAAAAUCAACCCCACCCUGGGGUCCCUGAGUGGCUUACUGGAAGUUACUGGUAGCAUUUCCUUGAGAGAUAUUGUUUACAUUUGCUAAAAAUAAUGAAAAAAAUAAACAUAUAGCAGCUGAUGUCUAAAUUUUGUAAGUUUUAAACUCUGACACGAAAAAAUCCAACGUUUCCCAUUUUUACAAAAAUGGUCAAAACAGAAAGCUUAAUAGACCACGAAAGACUGACGACACAGCGACCACAAGAACAACAAAAAGCAUUAGUUAGAUUAGCAAAGCAUCAAUUUGGAAUAUGCAUCAUGGAAAAAGUGGUGUCGGAAAGGGAGCGAUAGCGGCUGAGCUGUUAUCACUUGCCACUUAUAUCACCUUGUCUAUUUUAUUGUAUGGAGGAAGAAUUAAACAUAUUAUCAAGAGCCUUCGUGUCAGCAUUAAGGAUGAGAACAACUACCUGCACAGUAAGUUUCAUUGACUUUUACUUAUGUAUUUCCUACAAAUUUAACAAUCGUAACUUUACCCCAAACAAACACUGUAAUACUGUGGUACUAUCACUGAGCCUGGGUUACCUGUGAUACUAAUAAACCAAUCAGAACACAAGGCGCUGAAUAUUUGGUUCUGCUUAAGCACAUGCCGGCUAGAAGAAAACUGGACCGAAUUAACUUUCGCAAAGCCUUCUGGGAUUGUUAAGAGGGACAGGAAAAAAGGAUAGCCAAUAGAGACCUUAUGAUCGAGGUUUGGCCAUCUUAUCGCAAACGGUGGUUUGCGGUUAGGGUCUAUCCAUAUUUGGAACUUAAGAUUCGCGGGUGGUAGCUCGCGGCUUCCAUGUUUGUUUAUAUUUCAUUGAUUUGUUGACUUCUAGUUUAUAUGAGAAAUCGUCUUCAAAAUUACGUUUCGAUGAAAACGAAUUCGAUCAUAAAUAAGCAAAAGAGUUGUAAAAAGUAGCAUAUCCUCUCAAACAUGGGAUUGUGAUGUUUUAGAAUGCAAAAAUGCCUGCGGUAAGUCACUUACCUCUAGAGCGUUAGUCUAGCCGUAAAAUCAUGAACCGCAAACUGCAAACCAGACGGCAAAGGUUCUCUGCACGUGACUUCUUGUCAUUCGCGGUUUGCGGGAACUGCUCAGAAACCUCGAUCUUAAGGUCUCUUAUAGCUGACAUAGCUGACCGGCGCCCCCCGAGGGGGGGGGGACUCCGCAUAUGAAAGGGGUGGGGAUGCUCGUCGUCUCGCUUGGGGGUGUAAAUUUCGGAUUUUGGUCUCACUUAGGGUGCUCUAGGCAAAACGCCAUCAUAUUUAGCCGUGAAGGUCUCCUUUAGGGUUGCAAGCGACAAAAUAUUAAAAUAUAUAUAUUGUCUGUGUUUUAACAAGGUCUCUUUUAGGGGUCAAAAAAAGCUUGGGCCACGCCCAGAUCGGUCUCCUUUAGGGGUUUAAUUCAAAAUUUCCGACGAGCAUCCCCACCCCAUUCAUAUGCAGAGUUCCCCCCGGGCCCGGCGCGUCCCUAGUAACGAUCCCAGAAGCAAUUGCGGAACGCAAGUUGGGUCCAGUUCCCUUCUAGUUUCUAAUGUGUCGAAUGCCCAGCAACGUAAAACUUAUAAAUAAAGAAAUAACAGAAUAUGAGAUGAUCAAAUUAAAGACUGACCUAAAUAGCUUAAGUUUUUUCCCUAUCCAGGCUUGAUCCAGUUAUAAUACACAUUGGAUGCCCUAACUUAAAGGAUUCUCAAGAACUGGUUAGUAUAGUUGUGCAAAAAAUAUUUUAUUGUUGUUGCGGCGGAAAAACCUCUAGUCUACAUCCCUGAUGAAAUCGAACCCUGGUUGGUAACGUCUGCGAAGCAGUGCCGGUGCCCUUGUAAUGGGCCCAGCAGAUUUAACGAAUUACUGGAAAUGCGCGGUUUCGAAUAGGCCGAGUUCCAAUAACCCUCACUUUCAAAAUAAAGCUAGGUGCACACCUUUCUUGUGAAAAUGAGUUUCAUUUGCAUGAGAAUGAAAAGUGAUUUCCAUAUCAAAGGCUGAGCACCUACCCUCGUUGUGAAACAGAGGCCCGGGGGAACUCGGAAAUGGCCUAUUUCCCUUCAACCUGAUUGGCAAAGCAACAAUGGGCCAAUCAUGGCGCGUACUCAAAUCCUGGUACACGUGUGAGGGUCGAAAAGAAGGAUUUUGGCGCUGUUUCGAAGACGGACUUAACCAGGCCCCAGUUGCUCAGUGGAUAACGCAAUCGCUUUCCCUAAUACUUAUCUGUUGGAUAGAGAUUUACCCAGUGGAAGGUGCUAUGUAACGUUCGAACAAUCGAGGCCAGAAAUUUAGUUCCAGCUGUUGCGGUUGAGAAGCCUGAUGAUAAAUAUGUUAGACUUAAGAUCGGGUGGUCAGGAAUCAAGCCUAUGGCUGUAUCGAACAGCUUGUUUUCUUCCUAGGUGGUGUACUCCUAGAAAUUAUUCAUGGAAGUGUACCGCCCGGUUCUCCGAAUUCUGAACCUAUUUUAGGGGAAAAAAACGAACAUGUUCCUUUCCACAUCGGUUUUCAGUCCUGGCCUCGAAAAUCCACACUCGUUUUCAGACCUGGCCUCAAGGACUUGUGCAUAGUUUGCCAACCCAAUGGGGAACUUAAGCAACGAAGACGGCGACGGCAACGAGAACGGCAAAAAAGCAAUAGAGUUUUAUCACCAAAACAACAACUUUGCACGUGCAUCACGCUUUUUUGUACAUUUCUUUGCGGUCGUUGCACGACUACGCCGUGAAACUUGCCAAUUUCACGUUUCGUGGAAGACGCGAACGCGCAAAAACGAUUUUCGUUUUCUUUUUCUAAACUUAGAUGCCAGAAGAAUCUUCUAACAUUUGAUGAAAUGAACGAGAAGGAACAAGAGAGAUGAAGUGUAAGACAGCAUGAAGUUUUCUUUCUCUAUUUAAACUUGAGUUCGGUACCUGAUGAAUCAACUCCAGGGAAAUACACCUCCAUUUGACAUUUUCGGCGAUUGGAAUAAACGCGACAAAGUUUGAAAAAACGAGAAUUCAUUUUAAAAGUGACGUUUUCGCUGCCAUCGCCGUCGUCGAUGCUAAAGCUCCCUAAUAACUUAAGCUCCCACCUUAUGUAAGCGCAACCGUACUAUUUGAGCAUUUCUUAGUAUUUUAUAGUAUCAUUUGACACUAAACGUUCUUAUGCAUUUGGACGCCCCCAUAUGGUUCCCUUAAAAAAGCAUACCCAAUUUCAUACAAAAACGGCUCAAACUCCAUAUCCAUUGGGGCAGCACAUGCCUAUACAGCUACAGGGGAGUAAACCAACCGGGAUUAUCUUUGACAAAAAACGUCGGCUUAGGAGGCUACAUUUCCCCUAGGGCGCCCGGUUUUCAUAAUGAUACGAGCAAAUUUUUCGAAAUCUUCCCAAGCCAAAAAAAGAGUAUCUGGUGAAUUUAGAGGAACUUUAUUAUUAAACUAGAGUGACUAGUUAUUGUUGCUACAAGCCAAAGUUAGCUUCUUCUUUUGAAAGUGUUGCUUUAUUCAGACCUAGCUAGACCUUUAAAGAAUUUGUGUAAUUACGAAUACCGCCUCCUUUUAAGGCUAAACACGCUGAAAGUGCAGGGGCGACAGCCAUUGGAUUAAUGCCUACGACCUACUACAUUCCUAAAACCGUAGGUUUGUAUUUUAUCUUUCCGUUUCACUGUCAGAAACUGUUAUGGCGUAGUGUGCUAUUGUUCUCAGUAAGUUUUGAGCCCUUAGACGAAGACAAUCUCUUAAAAAUAGAAGGUUUUGAACAGGCUAAUAUCAUACGGUGUGACCAUUCAAAUGAAACCUCUUCAGCAGUACUUUCACAUGGUACUAUCUAUUUAUUAUGUAGUCUAACUUUUGAGUCUGUUGAUGAAGUCCUAUGGUGUUACCAUUGAAAUUAAACCUCUUCAGCAGUACUUUCACAUGGAACUAUUUGUUUUUAAUUUGUAUGUUGUCUAACUUUUGAGUCUCUCGGUCGAAAUCCUAUGGUGUGAUCAUUCAAAUUAAACCUCUUUAACAGUAUUUUCACAAGGUGCUAUUUAUUUAGUGUGUAGUUCCAACUAGUGUGUCUUUGGACGAAAUCCUAUGGUGUGAUCAUUCGUGACAAAUGACACCGCUUUUCAGCUGUACUUAUUGUUAUGUGACUACAAUGUUGAUCAUCCCUUACAAGAGCGCCGACUAGCAUACCGGGUUUGGCCAAGUAGAGUUGUCUGCUUACGAAAGUUUCCAUAAAGAUUAGACAGCUUCGACGGCUGAUUUAUAUACUGUUUAAAAAAACGAGCAGGAGUGUAUUAUCAGGUUAAAAACCUCGCGGCAAAGCCCAGAGUUUUCACACCUGAUAAUACACGACUGCGAGUUUUUUGAACGACGUCAAAAUCUCUGAUGUAGAUCAAUUCAUUCUCGCACCAAUAUCGAUUUGGGGAUAUUUUGGUUUAAAAAAAUUGGACGUAAAGUUUGACUGUGUCUUUCAGAUAUAUAUAAAGACACUCAUUACAUGCGUAAACAUUAAUUUCUUUUGUUUUUUCUUUAUGAAUUAUUAAUGAUUUUUGGAAUGCUUUAUUUACUUGUAUUUACUCAUUUACUCGUACACGAUUGCAUUAUCUUGUUUCCAUUUUUCUUGCCUCCUCAGAUGACCUUGUAGAAUAUGUUCUGCAGGUUGCCAACUGUGCGCCCAACACUCCUUUGUUUUACUAUCAUAUUCCAGUGUGGAGCCAUGUCACAUGUAAGAAACGAUAGCUGGGCUACGUUUUUACGUAUACGUUAAACAACACUUAGCCUGUUCCAGGCGUUCAGAUAGUAGAGCGCCGGAGAAAAAUUCACGAAGGAAAAAAAAAACGUUUUCCCGGUGUACAACUUGACUCGCUCCCCACUUACCGCCGCCCUCUACUAUCUGAACGCCUGGAACAGGCUAAUCAACACUAAAAAAAUAGCUUGCGUUUAGACACCAACUGGGCCAGGUUCCUGAAACGCUGAUUAGCGCUAAUCCAGGCUUAAAUUUUGUUCUGUUUUCGUAUUAACCUUCCUAUGUAUUGCUUAGAGUAACAUUUUGCGUGUGUUAUCAUUACCGUAUCCUAGAGUGAAGGCUCAGCAGUAUUUUGGAAGCUCGUGUUUGCAUGUUCUUAGACAAGAAUACCUUGAUUAAAAUUAAGCUUAAUUCUGGGUUAAACUUAACCAUCUUUCGAGGAUCCGGGCCCUGCGCUAACCCGGGUUUUAAUUUUAUCUGCCGUGGGUUUCUUUUCUGCUGUUGUUACGUUGUUGCUCGCAAGCAUUUUAUCGGGUGAUUUUCUCUAUUCUUUAUAGAGCAUCCAAUCAUCAAAUUGUAGACCAAAUGAAUUAACCUGAAUUGGCUUUUCAGUCUGAUUUCAAAUUUGGCGCUAACCUUGGACAAGAGCCAUAAUAGGACUGCCUUGGAUUAUUAGCUGUUAACCCAGCUUUGAGCAACUCGGCCCAGCGCUUCCCACAUAGCUGGCGGCCUCCUUGAGCAGCUUGGAAGCGCGUUUGUCGAAAAUGAAAUUUCCCUCACCGUACUCCAUCAAAAUCAUGUCAAGCUACACAGGCUAGCAGAGCUUACAAAAGUAUACGUCUGUGGGUGUCCACACAAGAAAACGUAGAGUAAAAGUGUCGGCUUUAUACAGAUCUAUUCUCUUCGGAGACCUUUUAAAUUCACUUGCGCCAAGGAAGGCCUAAUAAAUAAAUACGGGGGAAACGUGUAUCGGCGUCGGCUUUGUCAGCUCAGGUAACCGCGAGAACGAACCGGAUAAAGAAGACACACAUUUUCCACGAGGCUGAGGUUUAUUGUGCCAUCUCUUUCAGCGAUCCUGAUUGUAGGACGUUUUGGGUCGGGCGACGAUAUCGCUCUCUGAGAGUAGGACGCAGCUUUUAAAAUUUGUGGAAGUUGCAUUUUAAGGUGGUCCGUACUCCCCCCGGACACACUCCCUACAUCCACCACUGAGAUCUCCUCGGUGUUGAAUUCUGAGCGCUCUGUAAGAUAAGUCUGCUUACGACUUUGCCGCUGAUUAUUUUUUGCUUCGCAGUUUUAAUGGAAGACUUCCUAAAAGCCGCAAUCUUAAGGAUUCCAACUUUAGCGGGAGUGAAGUUCACGAGUACAGACAUGUUUGACUUGGGCCGUUGUCUUGUCCUCUCUGCUCUUGAUGAAAGAAUUCAAAUUCUCUUUGGCAGUGAUGAGGUUUGUCUAGUGUGUUUAGGCAUGCUAAUUAAGCGCUAAACUCUCUUAACUUACCACAGGGAGCCCAGACUCGUAGCAAUCGAAGCCAAAUGAUAAACGGUUAAAAGAUACAUUCAUAAAAGGAUGUCUCUGUUAUCUUCUUACUUUUUCCGGAAGACAACAACUAAUCGGUUUUCUAGUCCUGGGUGGGUGCUAAUCAUGUCAAGUCAUGCUAUGAUGUGGAGUAAAGAAUCAAAAACUACGGUGCAGCUUAAAGUUUUGUUUCUGUUUCAUUUAGAUUCUCAUAAGUGCUUUGGCAAUGGGUGCCUGUGCCAGUGUCGGAGGGUAAGUCAAUCGUUUCUCUUCCAAAUCCCUCCCCUCUGACUCACUUGUUUUCUCGCUCAUACUUGUUCCCAAUGCUCAGUCCGUCAAGGCAGUGACUUCUACCACAGGGUCCCCAGAGGAGUUCAGUUUGUCUAUGAACAUCCAAAACUUUAAAAACUACCUCUUGUGAAAACCCAUUCGCAAUGGCUAUGUUUAUCACGCAGUCAUUGCGUUUCAUUUCCAUAUAUACGGGAAACCUAAAGGACUGAAUACACCAAGAUAGGUUUACACACUGUGCCUCGCUUUCCAAAUGCGUCGCCCUUCUUUCCCACCGAGCGUUAGAUAGUAUUUUUCCAGGUUUAUAACAGGAUUGCAUGACGGUUUAAUCGAUCAAAGAGUACGAAUCGUAUUAUCUGUAUCAACUGUAAAAUUUAAAUGCAAUCAAGGACACAAAUAACUCUUCUGCAUCGUUUGCUUCUACCAAGAGAGGAUAAAGCUUAUAGGCUUCCGAUGUAGAAGAGUCACAGGUCACCUUAAGUAGCGGAUUUUCCAGAAUCUUUGUAUCCGAAGGAACCUUGCUUACGGGUUUUUGUUUGCAGUAGUCGUUUCUACUUAAGGCUUGUCUAAAUUCUUUAAAGUUGUUGUUAAUAAAAAAAUGUGCCCACCGGGGAGAGUCUCUAAAUGUAGAGGAGGUGGGUUUGUAGAUCUUAUUUUCCCAGCAUUCCCGUUGACUCCUGGUCCCAAUGGUUCUCUCUCCACGGCCUCUUUGUGUCGUGGGGAGGCUGGGGAGAGAGAAAAAUAAAGCGCGGGGGACAGGAUGGGAAUUAGGGCAAAGAGAGGCCUCAAGCUCCCGCUUUUUCUCUCUUCCCAUCGUCCCCCGCGCGCGUUUUAUUUUUCCAUUAUUGCUAUUCUAAUUGGGAUACCCAGUGGGAGCCUCUGCAGAGGAGAGAGCCAGUGGUUCAAAACCCAUGAAAAGGCAAAUCUCCGAGGAUAUUGCUGUUUCGUUUUCAGUUUUGUGCUAAAGUCAUUAUUUAGUGCUUCUACCCAUACUCAAAAUGCUCCUGUAGAGUUAUGAAGAAGAUAUCUGCAAACAAAUUUCACCAGGGAACAAUAACCGUAAUGUUUUGUGCAGGCAUAGCAUUGAAACUUGAAAACGUUGGCCCAACUUUUUUAACCAAACCUGGGGCCCUUUUCUCGAAAGUCCCGGUAACGUUUCGGGCCCGGAAAGCUGUUUUAUGUUUGCCGUGUUUGUAUUCAAGAUCAAAGUUUUGUUUAUUUUGAAAAUGAUUAAAUGAAACUAUCAGUUAACGAAACGAUGCAAAAUUGACAGGUUUGUGAGCUAGGAACUGUGCUACUAUUCAACAUGUUUUCAUUUUGAAUUUAGCCUUUCGACCCGAAAAGUUUUCGAGCCUUUCGAGAAACUGGCCCCUGGACCGUUCUUUUUAGAAUUAAAUUGAUGCAAAGGCACAUUUAAGCUUUCUAAAAGAUCUCAAAAAGAGUAACAUAUUAAAAAGUGUAACAUUCAAGGAACAAUACAUCUUUUUUGUUAACUUUUCAGAACUUAUAACUUUGCUGGACGGCUACACAAUCGUAUUUUUGAUGCUUUCAACAGGGGAGAUAUAGAAACUGCAAGGAAAGAACAGGUGACUAAUGCUGACUGUCAAUGAAUUUCACCUUAGCGGAGUCUUUCUGUCAAACGUGAUCACUGGGAGCCCAGACUCACAACAGCCUACUGGAAGCCAAAUUAUACAGCUAUAGAAGUUUACUUGUAGAUACCUCAUAAAGAUUUGUCUGUGUUGUUUUCUUACUGUUUCCUGCCCUAUAGACGGCAUUUAGCAAGUUGUAAUGUUUUGGUUCCCCUAAAAUGGCUUUUAUAGGGCAGGAAACAAUGAGAAAACAACAACUCUUCAUGAGAUAUAUAUUAUUUAACAGCCUUUUAUAUACAUUUUAACCGUUUUAUCGAUCUUACGAUAAAUUCCCAUACAAAUCCUUAUAAUUUGGCUUCCAGUAGGCCGCUGUGAGUCUUGUAUCACUGUGACGCAAUGAGCAAUUAUUCUCUUUAUCUUUUUAACAAAAGAUUUUUAAGGAUACUGUGAAAGCUAAAGAGACACGAAACUUUAACUGCCGUGAUAAGUACACUCAACACCCGCGUAUAAGAACCUAGAGAACUAACAACUUUAGAAAUUAGAACCCAUUAUAUAAGAACCUGAAAUUUCUUGUAACCCGGUGGCCCACAAAUGAGGAAAAUGGGAAAUAAUUGAACUAAACAUGACAACUUUUUCUUUUAUUUUAUUCCCCAUCAUGACUGGUGACCGAGAGGUCAGCUAUAGGCCAAUUUUUUUUCCCUGUCUGCCCUGGCUCCAGUAACAGUCCCAUAAGUCUUUGCGAAACUUUACUCGGCAAAGUUUUCUUCCAAUUUUUGAAGUGGCGUAUUCACUUCUUUCACAUAGACCAUAAUGCACCUUCUUUAUUCCCGCCCCCCCUCCCCACCCCCCAUCCCCCGCCCCCCAAUAUUGUAUAAUCGCUGUUUCCAAUUUCUCCGGGGUAUUACAGUCGUCCCAAGUGAAAUCCAAGACAAUGGUUAUUCAAAAUUUUGGGGGGUAAACACGGUGCAUUAUGGUCUAUGUGAAAAUGGUCAAUGGGGUCAGUAUUAAAGAGCUUCCACUUAACCGCUCUGAUUUGAGUUUCUUUCUGUACUGCUGUGAUCAUUGUACCUGAAAGAGUAAUCCAAUGUCCAAUCAGGAAUGGAAAGAGAUUAAGGUAGCGGGCGCUAAGCACGACUGAGAAAACGAGUGUUCAGUAGCAAGUCACAUGGUUUGUUGAGUCACAAAGUUUCAUUACGUUGCUAAUCAAAUGGUUUUCCAUCCUUUGACAUGCAGUACCGAUCUCAAAGCAUGGUGAAAAUAUACACGAAAUACGGUAAGUGCCAAGGUCCUCGUGGCAUGAAAUGGCCGUUUUUGAGCCGGAUUGUGCGCGCGUGCUCUGGCUCGGUGUCGAAUUGUACUAUGGGACUCUUCUGGGGGAUAAAUUUGUAACCAGUAAAACCCUUGAAUGCAGAAGUCCACUCAACGCGUAAAUAAAAUCGACUGCUUCUUUCUUGUCCGAUCUCUUAUGUAGAGACGUUGAACUGUACCUUAUCAAUCACUUUAUGGUGUAAUAGUUUUGAUCUAUCAUGCUAUCUGUUGUUCUCAUAUUUAGUUUAUCAUUAACCUCUCAUGCAAAUUUAAAGUCAAAUUUUAGAAGCCGUUAUAGUAUUCUUUUUCAGUGUAGCUCUGGCCCUAAGGAAGGCUAAUUUUGUUCGCCGAAAUAUUGACCUCUAGUAAAUCAGUCCUUUGCUGUAUUGCCAGGCUUGCGUUCAGUUUUGUUUUUGUACCCACUCUUGAAAUAGCCAACAAAGGAGGCCAUAACUUCCCCACAACAGUUCCAUAUAUGGACACUUCUAUGGCCCAGUCCCAGCAGGCGCGGCACCCUCAAAAUCGAAAGAAGUCUGGGAAGAGGGCGUGGUAACCAUGGUUGUUUACCAUUUACAAAAAGUUUCCGGAAAAUGCGGUUGGAAAGUAAAUGAAACACGACUUUUCGGGGCGUUUUGGUGGAAAAUUUCCGGUAGCAACAGAAUGUCUGAAAAGGUAGUCCUGUUUUUCCGGUCGGAAUAUUCCAAACGAAAAUUCGUGUUCCAUUUCUUCAAAGCCAUCUUUGAUACCAGUUUCAGGCCUCCGCGGCCGUUUUUCGAUAAAUGGAACUAAUUUGUGCAAAUGGUAAACGCGAUUCCGGGACGUAAUCAACCGGUUCUAAAUUUUGCUUACCGUCUACCCAAAUCGUGAACCGACCGGUUUGCUAGUGUAGAUGGUAAGCAACCCAUGUUUCACUUUACUAUGGGCGAAGAAUAUCGUUCGUUAUACCUUCGUCUGGCUCAGAUGACCUACACAAAAAUGGUGUCCUUAACUUAGCUCUUUCUUGCUAAAUACACUGACACUUAAUUUACGUACGGUAGUCGUUUAUAUACUGAGGUAUUCGUUAUAUAGGGCUAUUCGUCACAUCGGGGUGUUUGUUUUAUUGAGGUAUUCGUCAUACCGGGGUACUCGUUAUACCGAGCCGACGUGUUCUGGGCUAUUCGUCAUACUUGGGUAUUCGUUAGUAUAUCGUGAUGUUCAUUAUACAGGGGUGUCCGUUAUAUGUAAGGGAUAUUUCUCGGCUGGUGUCAUUUUUGAUAUUUGUCUUUACGUUCUUAUUGAUCCCUGGCAUGGUUUAUACGUUUCUGGGAAACUGCCCAUCUAUCUAAGCCAACAUUUUGCCCUAAAUGACAAGUGAGUGUUGAUGUUGGCUUAGGGGAGGGGUAGGUGGGCAGUUUCCCAUAAACGUAUAGUGAUCAGUCUUAUCUGUGCUUCUAGGUGGGCAUGCGGGUGUUGGAAAGGCUAUCAUGAGAUUCCUAGGCUUGGAUCUAGGUCCCUCUCGACCACCCCUUUCUCAGUUAUCGGCGAUGCAAGAAGCGGUCCUUAGAGAGGAGCUGGAAGAAAUAGGUUUCUUCGCAUGGAAAUAA